AUAGACCGUUUUUCCAUAAUUAAACAAACAGUUUGGCAAAAGAUUUUGAGAGGGAGAAAAAGGCGAUCGAUUAGGGUUUUUUGUUUUCGUCUGCAUAUUGAAGAUGAUCGGAGUUAUGAACUCGGUGGAGGCUGUGAUAACGUCAAUCCAAGGCUUAUCGGCGAGUUCAGAGGAUUUAUCCGCACUACACGAUCUUUUGAGAGGAGCUCAAGACUCGCUCCGAGCCGAACCAGAUGUUAAUUUCUCUACUCUUGACCAGCUCGACGCCUCGAAGCACUCUCUCGGUUACCUGUAUUUCCUUGAGGUUCUUACUUGUGGUCCAGUGUCCAAGGAGAAAGCUUCUUAUGAGAUUCCGAUAAUUUCACGGUUCAUCAACUCUUGUGAUGCUGGGCAGAUUCGUUUGGCGAGCGAUAAAUUUGUAUCUCUUUGUAAGAGAUUGAAAGAUCAUGUUUUAGAACUGAGAGAUCCCUUGCGAGGGGUAGGGCCUCUGUUGACCGCUGUUCAGAAGCUUCAGGUCUCCACCAAACGUUUGACUGCAUUGCAUCCAGAUCUUCUUCAACUCUGUUUGCAGGCGAAAUCGUACAAAUCUGGUUUCUCCAUUCUUAGUGAUGAUAUCGUGGAGGUUGACCAGCCAAGAGACUUAUUUCUCUAUUGCUAUUAUGGGGGAAUGAUAUGUAUUGGACUGAAGAGAUUUCAGAAAGCAUUAGAGCUUCUUUACAAUGUUGUGACUGCUCCUAUGCAUCAAGUCAAUGCCAUAGCCCUUGAGGCGUACAAAAAGUACAUAUUGGUGUCUCUCAUUCACAAUGGGCAGUUUACUAACAGUCUCCCCAAGUGUGCUUCUACAGCAGCGCAGAGGAACUUCAAGACCUUUUCCGGACCUUACAUUGAACUGGGUAAUUGUUACAACGACGGGAAGAUUGGUGAACUUGAGGCAUUGGUUGUGGCCAAGAGCACAGAAUUUGAAAAUGAUAAGAACCUUGGAUUAGUUAAGCAAGCAGUGUCAUCUCUUUACAAGCGUAACAUUCUGAGAUUGACACAGAAGUACUUGACCUUGUCGCUUCAAGAUAUAGCCAACAUGGUCCAACUUGGUAAUGCUAAGGAGGCGGAAAUGCAUGUGCUUCAGAUGAUCCAGGAUGGUCAGAUACAUGCCCUUAUCAACCAGAAAGACGGAAUGGUCAGAUUCUUGGAGGACCCUGAGCAGUACAAAUCUAGUGCGAUGAUCGAGGUCAUGGAUUCUGUUAUACAAAGGACUAUUGGGCUGUCGAAGAAUCUCUUAGCCAUGGAUGAGAGCUUAUCCUGUGACCCUUUAUACUUGGGAAAGGUUGGAAGGGAAAGACAAAGGUAUGACUUUGGAGACGAUUUUGAUACUGUCCCCCAGAAGUUCUCCAUGUAAUGAGCAAAAGACCAAGAGCACCAACAAAACUUGGCUCAAAGACAACCUUAGUUGUGAAUCUUGAGAAUGUUACUUUUGAUUUCUUUGUUCAUUUUUGUUGGUUUAAAAAGUUUCAUAUUUUUGUCACAAUGGCCAACAAGUAGAGGAGAAGACCAUUCCCGCAAAUCUUUUAUUUUUACUUUA
Arabidopsis lyrata subsp. lyrata is the source of this 1576-nucleotide messenger RNA. Its product is annotated as COP9 signalosome complex subunit 3. Gene Ontology annotation, biological process: ubiquitin-dependent protein catabolic process. Gene Ontology annotation, cellular component: COP9 signalosome. The transcript is spliced from 11 exons. The record is from RefSeq and is a predicted model, not a curated record. Bases 104 to 1393 code for a protein of 429 amino acids. Lineage: Eukaryota; Viridiplantae; Streptophyta; Magnoliopsida; Brassicales; Brassicaceae.